AUAAAAUCAAAUAGAAAUCAACGCAAAAGCAGUCGGAAAAUAAUAUUUUGCAUUGCAAUUUUCAGGCUUCACUGGAGCAGUAAAUCAAAAAAAAAAAACAAUCAAAAAUCAUUCAAAACGCCAUUUGAUUGGAAAAUAACUACGCAACUGCGAAGUCAUACAUAUGGAAACUUGAUGGUACCACUAUAAUGGCUAAAGAAAGCUAUAAAACAGCGUGUGACAGGCACUUUGUAGUCAAUGAGGCUCUGUAAAGCUUCGUCAGCACUUAUUUCUGAUAUCGUUCUUUUUGUGAUAAAGUAAACCUCGAGGCACUAGAAAAUGGUCGCCAAACUUUUUUGGUUGAAUUUGACUAUUCUGCUGUGUUGUGGCUUGUCAGCUGCGGAGAAAGUGAUGCGCCCCACCUUUAAGGAUGUCAAAGUGUGGAGUGACGAGAAGCAUGUUACGCAUAAGCUUGCCUUUGAUCCAAAGGAUCCACAUCUAAAUUUUACGCUGCAUGUGCUGAAGGACCUCAAUGACGUUGACAUACACACCGAGAUACGCAUUGUGCAGAAGAAGGAUCCCACAUACUCAUUUUAUACAAAUUCUACGAUGAAUUUAUGUCGCAUUUUUGAUUGGCGUAAUAUAUCGCCAAUUGGUUUACUUAUAAAUAACUUUAUGAAAGAGUAUGGCAAUUUGAUCGAAAAGUGCCCAAUCGUGAAGGGCGAAUAUUUCGUGCAUAGAUUCUGGUAUCCCGAAGAUGUGACAGUCGCUACAUUACCCGAAGUCGAUUUCGAAAUUAAUUUCUCCGCCUACCAUGUGGAUGCAGGUAAAAAUCGUGUGUUGAUCAUUAAUGAUCACAUAACCGGUGAGGGCGUAGUGCAGGAUGUGAACAACGUAAAACCGGGCCUACUGGCACUAUUGCCGAAAGCGGGUUAAGUGUGGCGCGAAAGGCAGCAAAUGAUAAAUUUAGCUACAUAUAUUUAUAAAUAUAUUUAGCAUAUUUAAAGACGUAAAAAACACAGGUGAAGGCCAUAAAAGUGAAGAAGCAAGAAUUUUAUGAACGCAAAUGGCAAAUAAUAAAUUUUCGUAGCACUUGUUUAAUUGCUAUUGUAAUUUGGUGUUUAGCAGUAAAAUGUAAAAAUGAAAAAAUUCGGUGAAAAAUACAAUAAUUAAAGUAGC
Ceratitis capitata (Mediterranean fruit fly) is the source of this 1158-nucleotide messenger RNA. RefSeq lists its product as uncharacterized. Lineage: Eukaryota; Metazoa; Arthropoda; Insecta; Diptera; Tephritidae. The transcript has 5 exons. The coding region runs from base 319 to 915 and encodes 198 amino acids. The record is from RefSeq and is a predicted model, not a curated record.